Molecule: messenger RNA, 1066 nt
Organism: Stegostoma tigrinum
Lineage: Eukaryota; Metazoa; Chordata; Chondrichthyes; Orectolobiformes; Stegostomatidae
Product: utrophin-like
Exons: 8
Coding region: 1-546 (181 amino acids)
Biological process (GO): synaptic signaling
Cellular component (GO): plasma membrane
Molecular function (GO): zinc ion binding
Source: RefSeq, a predicted model, not a curated record
AUGGCAGUGAAACAACAAUGGCAGGAUCAUCUGGAGGAAAAAUACAAGUAUCUCUUCAAACAAGUCGCUGAACCCACAGAUUUAUGUGACCAACGAAGCCUGAAUCUUUUGCUUUACGAUGCAGUCCAGAUCCCUUGGCAGCUGGGUGAGGUAGCUUCAUUUGGAGGCUGCAACAUUGAACCAAGUAUCCGCAGUUGCUUCCAACAUGGCCAGAACAAACCAGAGAUUGAUGUUGAACGCUUUGUCGAGUGGAUGAGAUUGGAGCCUCAGUCCAUGGUGUGGCUGCCUGUUCGACACCGUGUGGCAGCUGCUGAAACUGCAAAACAUCAGACUCAGUGUAACAUCUGCAAAGAGUACCCAAUCGUAGGUUUCAGGUACCGCAGUCUCAAGCACUUCAAUUCUGACAUCUGCCAAAGCUGUUUCUUUUCAGGGCGCACAUCAAAGGGACACAAGUUACAUUGCCCCAUGGUGGAGGACUGCACUCCGAACCUACCCCGGAAGAGAGAGCCCAGAGAAUUGCCAAAGCUGUCCGCAAACAGUCAAUAGAAGUGAAGGAAACUUGGGAGCAAUUGAAAACCCAUGCGAGCAACUGGCAGAAACAGGUGGAAAAGGUGUUGGAGAAACUUCAAGAACUGCAGAAAGCUCUGGAUGAUCUUGAGGCUCAUGUGAUAACAGCUGAAGGGGUCCGCACUGAUUGACAACCUGUGGGUGAACUGCUUAUUGACUCAUUGCAGGAUCACAUUGAGAAAACCACAAACCUACCCCAGAAGAGAGAGCUAUAGCUGUCCACAAACAGUCAAUAGAAGUGAAGGAAACUUGGGAGCAAUUGAAAACCCAUGCGAGCAACUGGCAGAAACGGGUGGAAAAGGCGUUGGAGAAACUUCAAGAACUGCAGAAAGCUCUGGAUGACCUUGAGGCUCAUGUGAUAACAGCUGAGGGGGUCCACACUGAUUGGCAACCUGUGGGUGACCUGUUUAUUGACUCAUUGCAGGAUCACAUUGAUAAAACCACAGUGAUUUAAACACCGUGCGUUUUUCUGCAUAUCGGCCAGCAAUGAAGAUCCGCC